Messenger RNA from Debaryomyces tyrocola, 543 nucleotides. The record is from the annotation of a GenBank genome assembly. NCBI's taxonomy places the organism in Eukaryota, Fungi, Ascomycota, Pichiomycetes, Serinales, Debaryomycetaceae.
AUGUAUAAUAAUGUGGAUUUAAUAGUAGUGUGCGUGUAAGUCUCAAUUCCCGUAGCAUCAAUACUUCAAGAGCUUUAGCUUACAGUGAAGUAUCUACAACUUUUAUAUAUAUACAUAGAUAUAUUAUCUUGGUAAUGGCGUAUGCAUUUUUAUUAAUGGAAUUUUCAAGAUAUUUGAGAAUAAUUACUAACUAUUGAUAGUGAAUUAAUAGAUCGUCCUCGUUCAGAAUUAACUGAACUUGAACUUCAAAAAUUGGAGGAGUUUGAGUUUACACAUGGACCUAUGUCUUUAUUACAGAAUGCUGUGAAUAAUGGAAACCCCGUUGUUAUUUCAUGUCGUAACAAUCAUAAACUUAUUGCAAAGGUAAAGGCUUUUGAUAGACACUGUAAUUUGAUAUUAGAGAAUGUUAAAGAAUUGUGGACAGAAUCCGUUAAGAAUAAUAAGGGCAAAAAGAUAAAAUCCACGUCUAAAGAAAGAUUUGUGUCGAAGAUGUUCUUGAGAGGUGAUUCGGUUGUUAUUGUCUUGAAGGCCCAGGCUUCAUAA